Molecule: messenger RNA, 890 nt
Organism: Westerdykella ornata
Lineage: Eukaryota; Fungi; Ascomycota; Dothideomycetes; Pleosporales; Sporormiaceae
Exons: 3
Coding region: 298-846 (182 amino acids)
Source: RefSeq, a predicted model, not a curated record
UUGUAGCGAUGGUUACUUUGUAUAACGCUUGCUAGGGCUCUCAAGCAUCGAUAUUGUCCCUGCGCGGGGACAAGAUCGCCGUUGAACACUCGGAAGCGCGCCGAUGGAUAUAGAUGAUGCAUAUUGCUGCCGACGCAGGGAGACGGUAUGCUAUGCUACACUCCGAGUACAAUUCUGAUCAUGAUUGCGAUGGAUAUAUAAAAGGAUGGCUCCGCAGGAUGAGCCAGGUUUCUAUUCUGCUAGUGCAGUGGAGUUUCUUCGGAUCACUCAGUACCUGAAGCAGCCAUUACUCUCAAAAUGAAGCUUUACCUUGCGGCGACCGCUGCGCUUUCGACCGUCACGUCUGCCUGGCCUCUGUUGCCUUGGUCAACUCAAGCUCCACCUCCCGCGGGUACUCAGUUCUACCAACUCCAGACCAAAUCGGCCACAACAGCAGUCAAUAACCAGUGGGUGACGUUGAAAACGGGCCAGACCUCUUACACACUCGGGGCCCAAACAGUAGCUACCAAAUUCUUCCUCAACCAGUACAAGCCCACUGGUACCUACGCUAUCCACAAUGCAGACGAUACACGCCAGAUUGCUCUGCAAGGGCCCACUGGAGUGCUUCUCUACCUUGUGGAUGUGACCAACCCACGGACUGAUACCAUUCCUGGAGGCCAAUUGAUGGAAUGGGCGACGUUCACGACCGACAAUAACGUCUUAGGAGUCAAGGACGGGAGCACGCUCACGAACAGAACCUUUGUUGCUGUGAAAAAUAGUGGUGGAUAUGGUUUGGCUUUAUACGAUGGCGCGAGCAACACCACUGAGACUAUUUCUCCCCUCACCAUAAGCGUUGUCAAGGUCUAGAUCUCGGAGGCUGGAUACUGCAGUGUCUUGGGUAUAGAGAAGGU